UUUACUUGCUUUGUCAGCGGUGUCCCCGCAGCAGAUAUCUCAUGUUCCUCACCUGCUGCUGACCAGAACCUUGGACUUUUGUCUUAGACAGUGACUUAUCUCAUCAUCAGGACUCCUUAUCAGCUAUUUCCUCUCUCGCAGCAUUUUCUUGGCCAGCCUCUUGCAGACCUUGAGCGGGGGCACGUCGGGUUCACUGUUUUUUUUUUUUUUUUUACCUAGCAGAGAAAGAUGACGUUAAAAUCCAAUAAAAACGAACCUGCUGUCAUACUGGAGCCGGUGAACAGCGUCCGGACAGCCCUCUCAGAUCUCUACCUGGAGCAGCUCCUUCAAAACAAACCAAAGUCUGACAAGGCGUCUAUGGAGACGUAUGAGAAUAAAGGAGCAGAAGUUUACACCAAUGGUAGUGCUCGACACAUGAACGGCACAGGACUGAACAAGAUGAAAGAAGUAGAAUUUGAAAAAAAUCCCUCAGAGCCAAUGGGGGUCACUCUGAAACUGAACGAAAAACAAGGGUGCACUGUGGCCAGAAUAUUGCACGGGGGCAUGAUCCACAGACAAGGGUCCUUACACGAAGGGGACGAAAUAGCCGAAAUCAAUGGAAAAAGUGUGAAAAACCAAAGUGUUGAUCAGCUACAAAAGAUUCUAAAAGAAACCAAUGGAGUAGUCACCAUGAAGAUCAUUCCCAACAUGCAGAGUCGAUCCCGAGCCUGCGAGAUGUACAUGAGGGCCCAGUUUGACUAUGACCCCACCAAGGAUGACCUCAUCCCAUGCAAAGAGGCGGGUCUGAAGUUUCAAACCGCUGACAUCAUUCAGAUCAUUAACAAGCAGGACCCAAACUGGUGGCAGGGCAGAGUGGAAAGCAGUGCUGCUGACUUCGCUGGACUGAUACCAUCCCCAGAGCUCCAGGAAUGGAGGGUGGCAAGUAAAAGCAAGGCCAGAGAGGGCAGCCAGUCCUGCAGCCCAUUCGGAAAGAAAAAGAAGUGCAAAGACAAGUACCUGGCUAAACACAGCUCUAUUUUUGACCAGCUGGAUGUGAUUUCUUAUGAGGAGGUUGUCCAGCUCCCUGCUUUUAAACGGAAAACCUUGGUGCUUAUUGGUGCACCUGGCGUAGGAAGGAGCCAUAUCAAAAAUGCACUAUUGACCAAAUACCCAGAGAAAUUUUGCUACCCUGCACCACACACCACCAGACCCCCGCGGAAGGAUGAGGAGGAAGGGCAGGAGUAUUAUUUCAUCUCCAAUGAAACCAUGACCAAGUCCAUCUCUGGGAAUGAACUGCUGGAGUAUGGAAGCUUCCAGGGAUUUAUGUUUGGUACCAAAAUUGACACCAUCCAAAAGAUCCACGACCAGGAAAAAAUCGCUCUGCUGGAUGUGGAACCACAGACCUUGAAAGUUUUACGGACUGCUGAUUUUGCACCUCUCGUCGUGUUCAUCGCUCCCACCAACACAGCUCCCCAGACGGAGAACCUGCAGAUGAUCCAGAAAGAGUCGGACGCCAUUCUGACCACAUACAGACACUUCUUCGAUGUGGUUCUUGUCAACAACGACGUGGACGAGAGCGUAAAAGGCGUGGAGGAGGCCAUGGAGCAUGCCACCUCCACCCCACAGUGGGUGCCUGUAUCAUGGGUGUACUGAUUCACCAAUGUAAUACCUUUUUGUUUGUUGACAAGCAGUGCAAUAUCACUCCUUACACAAAACCUCUGAGUUAGUGAUGUCCCAGGUGUGUAUGGGUUUACUUUUGCUUAAUGUUAAUUGUCACUGAGAUUUUUUUGCACAUUUGCAUCCAAAAAAAAAGAAGCAAUAUAUUGCACAAUUAUUCGGCAAAUUGUAUUCCUCAGGAUUAAUUUGUAUUGUUGAACAAAUACAAUGCUCUCACUCAAUCUGAAAUGUUAUUGGACGGCAAAGCUGAAUGUUUAGCAGAGGAUAAAUUAAUUUUGUCUUUCUUCGGGUAAUGUAUAAGUGUGCACAAUUAUUAGACAACUAUAAGUGUGCAGAAUUAUCAGGCAACUAAAUUAUAAAAGGAUUUUUUCCAACUCACUUGUUUAUGCUUAAUUUUUGGAUUAAGUGUAACAUUAUGGAACACAAAAUGACAAUUAUAUACCAUUUUUGGCCUUUUAAUAUAGCCUUUUUUUUCAAAAACUGCUGUGAGCCUUUCAUCCAUGGAGUCUGUCAGUUUCUUGAUCUGUUCUUUGACUGAAGCAGCAAACAGAGCCUCCUAAAUGCUGUUCAAAGAGGUGUAUUGUCUUCCCUCACUGUAAAUCUCAUGUUUGAAAAGAACUCACAAUUUCUUAAUAUGACUUAAGUCAGGUGAGGAAGGGGGCUAGGUCAUCAUUUGGUCAUCUUUGAGGCCUUUGCUGACUAGCCAGGCAGUUGAGUAUUUGGAUGUAUGUAAUGAAGCAUUGUCCUGAAUAAAGAUUAUAGCCUUUUGGAAUGCUGAGGGCAUCUUCGUGUACCUCUGCUUAUCUUCAAGAAACUGGCAGCAAGUUUGUGAGAUGAUUUUCAGUCCGUCUUUAACCCAAAAAGGUCCAGCUAGGUCAUCCCUUAUGAUAGCAGUACCUACCAGGACCCCCUUUAUCCACCUUGCAGGCACCUGUUUCGAAGCUCUCGUUUCAUUUGUCUGUAAAACCUUUAAAAAAAUCUGUCUUCAGGUAUUUCUUGGCCCAAUCUUGACAGUUCAACUUGUGAAUCUUUUUUCAGUGGUGGUUGUGUUUCAGCCUUCUUUAUCUUGGCCAUGUCUCUAAUCACAUAGCACCUUGUACCUCAGGACUCUCCAGGUAGGUUGCAGCUCUGGACAUGGUGGCACUGGAGGAUAAUGGGUUCCUGGUAGCUUCACAUUUAAUUCUUCUGAAGUCUUUUGCUGUUUAUUUGCGCCAACAAUGUUGACUAUUUGCAACAAAACGUCCAUUUGUCCGGUUGUCACACCUCAGUAGUUUAACUUUUUCAAAGGUAUUUUACAAUUUUUGACUUUUCUAGCUGCCUAAUAAUUAUGCACACCUUUAUAUAAGGUUUUAAUCACUUGAGGACACACCUUCCCUCAUUGCACAAAUACAUGUCACCUGAAAAUGAAUAAAUCCAAGCUUUCAGGUUUUUAUGGUUUUGAGCUUGGAAAGUAUGUAUAGAAAUAUUGAUAAUGUCAGAAUACUCACUUGCCUAAUAAUUGUGCACACAGUGUAUACAGGUUUGUAACAGUGAGUUGAGAACCUCAUAAGGGAUGUUUGGUUGUUUGAACAUUGUGUGCUUCAGGCUUUCGAGGGGCUAUGGGAUAGUUUUGAUGGUGAUUGUUGGAAUGUGAGCAAAUGCAAAACAGGACCACAACUGUGAAUGAAAUCCUCACUUUUAAAUGACAGGAUUUUUAACGUGUUUAACAUUGACUCUGCGUUCAUUGUAAUCUUUCUUUUUUUCUGUUCUCAUUAGAUUGUGCCAUGUAAUUAAGAUUCUGAAACGGUUGGUUCAUAUAGUGUGUGUAACUCCUUACAAUCAUGUCCUCUGCACAGAACCUUUCAGUCAGUCAUUGAUAACCUCACCUGUCACACCUCAUCAAUAUUGUAUACCUCAUGAGGUACUGUAAAGGCACUUUCAAACAGAAAAUAAAUUUCCCAGCUCUGUUGAA
Scomber scombrus (Atlantic mackerel) is the source of this 3607-nucleotide messenger RNA. RefSeq names its product MAGUK p55 scaffold protein 1 (gene mpp1). NCBI's taxonomy places the organism in Eukaryota, Metazoa, Chordata, Actinopteri, Scombriformes, Scombridae. The record is from RefSeq and is a predicted model, not a curated record. Gene Ontology annotation, molecular function: signaling receptor binding. The transcript has 12 exons. Gene Ontology annotation, cellular component: plasma membrane; cell-cell junction. Bases 229 to 1632 code for a protein of 467 amino acids.